GCGCAUUGAUGCAGUAAUUGCUAUUUCGGUACGGUGUGUGUUGUGUGGAUCUGAGCGGGAGAGGAGAAGAGGUUGAAGUAGGAAACCGCGCUCGCGUUUGUUCAGCAGACGCUCCGCUGUCAGAAUAACCUCGGCAGAGCGACGUCCUGAAUACAUAUCGCCUCCUCCGAGUUCAGCUUCUCAAACAAUGUCUGCCCCCAUUUUCUUUUUUAGAAUCGAUCAUUUUUUUGUUUUUAUUUAUUCCUGGCGUGUCAGAGGAGCUCUUAUUAUCAAAGAAGCCUUUGUUUGUGUGUGUGUGUGUGUGUGUGUGUGUGUGUGUGUGUGUGUGUGUGUGUGUGUGUGUGUGUGUGUGUGUGUGUGUGUGUGUGUGUGUGUGUGUGUGUGUGUGUGUGUGUGUGUGUGUGUGUGUGUGUGCGCGCGGCCCCGUUUUGACACAGCGCUACUUUUAGCACUUGCUCGUGUGCGGCGGGUGUGUGAGGCUUCGAGGCAGGGCGUGUCACGUGACCUCUGAACGUGGCGUCCGUACGUCCCGGCUCGUGAGCGGCGUUCGCUUUCUAAAUUAUCGUUUCUUUUUCUGUUUUUGUAUCGUUAUUUUUUUUAAAUGUUAAUAUUAAUAUUAUGAAAUAUGCAAUUAUGUACAUACUAUAGCUUGGCGGAUAUUUGUAAUGUUUUGUUUGUUUUUUAUAUAUGUGUUUUGUGACUGUAAUGAAAGGCUUAUGGUUUUGUUUUCUAUACGAGGCUUUUGUCAGAUGCUUGUAUUUAUCAAAGGAAAUAUUUCUUACACAUUUUUCAAUGAUAAAAUAAUCUGCAAAAAAAACAUCUUCUCCUUGUCUGUUAUUUAACAUGAGUUUUUCAUAACCAGUGGUUAAGAGUGGAGCAAGUCUAAGUAGGUUGUUUUACAAUUAACCAUCAUACUUUAUUGUGUAGCCUACAAUGAACAGGUAACAUAGAAACGAGUACCAAAGAUCUACAAAUAUAACCCACAACAUGACCUACAUAAACAACUUAAUGUACCGGUACAUUGAGAUUAAUGUAGGUAGCAAUUAUGAAUCCCUGCUACGAGGUUAGUCUAAUAAUGACUAACCAUUCAGUGUUCUAAGAAGAGACAUCAGGGAACUAUUAAAAUAACCUAUCAUUUACUAAAUCAAGGCUCCACAUUAUUGCACACGAUAGUAUUACAAAAUGCUCUGUUUCAUAGUUAUUCUUGAUCAUUAUACUAUUAUGGAGGAAAAUUCCAGCCCUGACAGGACCUAUACAUACAGUUUCAUCAUAGUCAUUCUUGUAUAGUUAUUCUUCUAUAUACUUCAUAGUUAUUCGUGAUCAUUAUACUAUAAUGGAGGGAAAUCUCCAGCCCUGGCAAACCUAGGCAUACAGUUUAGCUCCGUUCGACGGUUCACGCAAUAGGCCAGAUAGUACCGCAUUGUUCCACUGUUUCACAAUAGAUCUGUGGUGAAAGAGGAACAACUUGUCGUGAACAUUCUUGAUCUUACAAAAAAAGGGGGCGGAGGCGGAGGUGUACACUGGAGACACGCCCACUGUUUUGAUUCAACUUUGGACUGAACCAUUCUCGGGAAAUGUGUGAUAUUAAAAUAAUCAGCAUUUCCCUUCAAUCAGUGUUGCUGCACAACUGGAAUGAACGUAAUGUCUUUGAAUUCUCUUUCGUUCGCUUAGAAAUGCAAGUUGAAACCAAAAUCCCCGGCUGUUAUACCCGGUCCGGACUGUCAUUGGUCCGAAUGGUUUGGACCGUUUUUAAACUCCAGCGCGGAUGUUGUUUUAUCGUCCGCCUCAAACAUCCCAAGUUAAAUCCCAUGUUGACGUUACACCUCAACCUCUGACUUCCCCUUAAAUGUAUAAGUGUAAUUUCCAUGGUUUGAUUGUUGAUUAGAUCCAUUCCUCUGAAAGCCAGUAUUUGAGCCUGUUGCAGCCGCGAUGCCGAAUCACAGAGAGGAACAGGCAGACGAGCCCACGGACGUCCCCCGCCUGGAGGAGCUCCAGUCCCCGACAGGCAGCCCACCCCAGAACGUCUCCAUGUCCCAUCUGAUGGAAUUACAGAAUUGCGUUUCAAACCUCUGCCUCGCACACGAAAUCGUUGUCAACCAAGACUUCCGUUUCAAAUCCUCCAGCCCGCCCAAGGACAGUCUGGAGGGCCGGGUGGCGGAGAUGGUGCACCGGGCCUUCUGGGACGUCCUGCGGGAGCAGCUGGAGAGCAGCCCGCCCGACCACCGCCAGGCCGUCCCGCUGCUCCGGGAGGUGAAGACGAUGCUGCUGUCCCUGCUGCUGCCCGCCCACGUGGGGCUGCGGGCCCAGCUGGACCGGGUCCUGGACCUGGAGCUGAUCCAGCAGCAGGUGGACCACGGGGCCCUGGACCUCCAGCGGCUGGCCGCCUUCAUCACCUCCACCAUGGCCGGCCUGUGCGCCCCCGUCCGGGACCCCGAGAUCCGGGCGCUGAGGCUCCUCACCGACCCCGUGGACCUCUUCAGGGAGGUGCUUCGGGUGCUGGAGCUGAUGAAGAAGGACAUGGUGAACUUCACGCUGCUCAGCCUGCGGCCGCACCUCGCCCAGCAGGCCGUCCCCUACGAGAGAGCCAAGUUCCAGGAGCUCCUCCGCAGAGAGCCCGGUUCUCUGGACCACACCACCUCCUGGCUGCAGAGGGCCGCCCAGGAGCAGCGGGCCGCGCUGCCCCCUGGCCCCCCUGGCUCUGACCCGGGGGGCCGGGGGGCCCUCAGCCCCUCAGCCGUCCUGAACCGGGCCUACAUGGGUCUGCUUCACUGGGACCCCCAGGACCAGCGCUACCCUGAGACUAUGCUCAUGGACAGAGACCGCUUGGACACGCUGGGUCAGAGAGUAGACCUGCUGGCGCUGCAGGCUGCAGUACUGCUGCUGACCAGCGCCCAGUGCGGGGGCGCUGUUCUCUCCCUGCCCGGGUUUGUAGGUAAACUCAAGCAGACCACCGCUGCCCUGCUGGAGGGCAGCCAGGCCAGGGAGGACGACCUGAAGGGGGCGCUGCAGGCUGUCGGGGAGCAGGUGCUGGUCCUGGUGGCCCCGGCCCUGGAGGCCCUGGACGGGCCCCCGCUGUCCCGGCAGGGCCAGGACGCGCUGAGGGGCCAGAUAGCAGACCUCUGGAGACCAUCCAACCCCAUCCGGACCCUCAUAGGGGAGCGAGUUCAGGGUUUCCUGCGGGCGACGCUGGAGGCCGGCCCCCCCGGCAGGAAGGCCCCGCCCCCCCCCGCCGUCCUGGGCGCCCAGGGGCCCGAGCUGGAGGAGCUGGGGGCCCGCUUCAGCCGGCUGGUCCACUUCAACCGGUCGGUGUUCGGCCCCCGCUACGCCCCCGUCCUCAGGGGGCUGCUGUUCCCCCCCGGGGGGGAGGAGGAGGGCGGGGAGGUGGGGCGCUAG
Molecule: messenger RNA, 3393 nt
Organism: Gadus chalcogrammus (walleye pollock)
Lineage: Eukaryota; Metazoa; Chordata; Actinopteri; Gadiformes; Gadidae
Product: T-complex protein 11-like protein 2
Exons: 10
Coding region: 1930-3393 (487 amino acids)
Biological process (GO): regulation of sperm capacitation
Cellular component (GO): sperm flagellum; acrosomal vesicle
Source: RefSeq, a predicted model, not a curated record